Messenger RNA from Macroventuria anomochaeta, 1353 nucleotides. RefSeq names its product glycosyltransferase family 34 protein. The transcript is spliced from 3 exons. Gene Ontology annotation, biological process: protein N-linked glycosylation. Lineage: Eukaryota; Fungi; Ascomycota; Dothideomycetes; Pleosporales; Didymellaceae. The record is from RefSeq and is a predicted model, not a curated record. Bases 1 to 1353 code for a protein of 450 amino acids. Gene Ontology annotation, cellular component: Golgi membrane. Gene Ontology annotation, molecular function: glycosyltransferase activity.
AUGUCAAGAUCACCUUCACCCAAACCUGGAGGCUGGUCAAGUCCUGGCUUGAACACCCCCUACGAUUCAGGUGGGGCGAAUGGCUCGUCACAUAAUGUUACUUGGGCUUCAGCCCAGGCGAGAAGCGCUGAAGUGAAGGGAUACCCGGGUUUCACUCCCAGAAACCAGGGCUUCUUCUCGAAACAUUUUCGCAGAAUAUCCACCAGCUUGCCCAUAAGCUAUGGCGACAAGGAGAAGCUUGGCCGUGGGCGGUACCAGGGCCACAAAUUCUCGCAGAUGUUGAACCGUGUCGGCUGGAAUCUCUGGCGCCUGAGGCGGUCACUCGGAGUAGUCCUGCUCAUUAUCCUUAGCAUUGUUGUGUUUUACGCCACACCAGCUUUGCAUCGAAUGUACAGACGAUCUGCACUUUUCGGUGGCGGCAACAAAUACGUUAUCAUUCUCGCGGCGAACCAGGGUGGAGGUGUCAUGGAAUGGAAAGGCCCUCGCGAAUGGGCGAUCGAGCGCGAUAGCGUCAAGAACAAGAAGAAGUACACAAAGAAGUGGGGUUACGACCUUGAGAUUGUGGAUAUGAGCACGAAGAAACGCUAUGCUCACGAAUGGAGAGAAAGUUGGGAGAAAGUGGACACCAUUCGCAACGCCAUGCGGAAAUACCCCCAGGCUGAAUGGUUCUGGUGGCUCGACACCAACACCUUUAUUAUGGAACCGUCCUACUCCCUCCAGAAGCACAUCUUCAAAAACCUACAAGACAUCACGUACCGCGACAUCAACGUCUACAACCCUCUCAACAUCUCACACCCCCUGACCGAUGAACACUUGGACGCCGAAACUCGCUCGCCUGUCGGUGACGGCCGAGUAGAGUCCAUCAACAUGCUUAUUCCUCAGGACUGUGGCGGCUUCAACCUGGGCUCCUUCAUGUUGCGAAGGAGUGUCUGGACAGACCGGCUGCUGGACAUCUGGUGGGAUCCCGUUGGCUACGAGCAGAAACACAUGGAAUGGGAGCACAAAGAGCAGGAUGCUUUCGAAUACAUGUACCAGAACCAGCCCUGGAUCCGACCACAUGUCGCUUUUCUUCAGCAACGCAAGAUCAACAGCUUCCCACCCGGCGCCUGCGGCGAUGCUGGCGACGAUGUCAACAUCCACUAUCAAGAAAAGGAUCGCGACUUUCUAGUUAACAUGGCUGGCUGUGAGUGGGGUCGCGAUUGUUGGGCUGAGAUGUACAACUACCGCCAGCUCAGCAACCGCCUGAACCGAAACCCUUGGGAAAAGUUCAAGGAUGGGAUCAGCGACUUCUUUAAGAAGACGGCGAAGAAGGAGGAGAAGAAGAAGAAGAAGAAAGAAGAGAAGAAAAACUAA